UUUACAAGUCAAAGCAAUUGAUACUGAUCAUUCCUAAUUUAUAGAUUAGGAGAUUGGAAUGAGGGAACGAUUUUGUGCAAGGUGUCAGGGCUAAAAGCGACUGUGCUGGAAUAACUAGAAUCUAGGCCUGAUUCCAAUGCUCAGACUCUUCCUACGUCAUCUCUCCUUUCCACUGCUAUAGUACCGAGCACGGUUUCUCUUCACUGCGCCUCGUAGACACGUAAUUGAUCACUGAAAAGCCAAACUUCAACGAGGUCAUCGGAGCGAUACUACAUUAUCGGGUAGGAUAACGAGAGGAAGCAAGGGGCUGACUUUAUUUCCAUGCUAAGAUCUACCUUAUCUUAAAUAGUAAGUUUUCUCUGUACAGUUUAGCAGCGCUCCGAAACCGCGAUCCUGGGAUUCGAAAAGGCAAAUCCAGAAUCUCCUGAGGGAAGGAAUGAGGAACUCUAUCAAUCUUCAGAUCUUAUGGAUUUACAUUCUUGCAGACAGAGACCACGGAGCAGACCAGGCCGCCUAGACCCGAGGGCCAGCUUUGUCAACAAGUUUCUCAGCGGGGGUGAAGGGUCAAGAACACGAGAGCUUUGGGCCUGGCGAAGAGGCGACUGUCCCAGGGAUCCGAGACACCACCACUCCCUGGGAACCCAGCACGCCCUGGGAACCCAGUCCAAGGGCCAGCACCCGCCCGGGCUCCCCGUACUCACUUUCUUGAUGUUGGAUUUGGAGGCGGGAUGAAAGUCCUUCUUGCACAUGAAAUUGGCGAAAGACUUCCCCAUCUUGGAGGCUGAGCUGGAGAAAGCCGCCGCUAGGUCUGAGAGCAACGUAAACAAACUCUGCCGCCUAACCGGAACUGCGCUUCCCUUCGCACGGGGCACUUCCGGGGUCAGAGGUGACGGCUUCCGGCAACUAAUGCCUCUCCCUGACACUGAUCGCCCCCUCCCUUUUCACUUUGCCCGGAGGCCAGUUUUAAAAAAAUGGAACCUUGUUCCUGUGACACUUUUGUGGCAUUACCUCCAGCAACAGUGCAAAAUAGGAUUAUUUUUGGAAAAAAUUCAGAUAGACUCUGUGAUGAAGUACAAGAGGUAGUUUAUUUUCCUGCUGCAGUUCACGAUAACCUGAGAGGACAUCUUAAGUGUACUUACAUAGAAAUUGAUCAAGUCCCUGAAACAUAUACUGUUGUUCUCAGUCGCCCAGCUUGGUUGUGGGGCGCAGAAAUGGGAGCCAAUGAACAUGGAGUUUGCAUUGGGAAUGAAGCUGUUUGGGGAAGAGAAGAAGUUUGUGAUGAAGAGGCGCUACUGGGCAUGGACCUUGUCAGACUUGGCCUUGAAAGAGCUGAUACAGCUGAAAAAGCUCUCGACGUCAUUGUUGAUUUAUUAGAAAAAUAUGGCCAGGGUGGAAAUUGUUCAGAGGAUGGUAUGGCAUUUAGCUAUCACAACAGUUUCCUGAUAGCUGAUAGGAAUGAAGCCUGGAUUCUGGAGACUGCAGGGAAGUACUGGGCAGCAGAAAAAGUACAAGAGGGAGUUCGUAAUAUUUCUAAUCAGCUUUCUAUAACGACCAAGAUUGAUCGGGAACACCCAGACAUGAGAAACUAUGCUAAGCGGAAAGGUUGGUGGGAUGGUAAAAAGGAGUUUGAUUUUGCGGCGACAUAUUCUUACAUUGACACAACCAAGAUGACAAUUUCACCAGGAAGAUACUGUGAAGGCUACAAACUUCUGAAUAAACACAAAGGAAACAUAACUUUUGAAACAAUGAUGGAAAUUCUCCGAGAUAAACCAAGUGGCAUUAAUAUGGAGGGAGAAUUCCUGACCACUGCAAGCAUGGUUUCUAUUUUACCUCAAGAUUCCAAAUUUCCUUGCAUUCACUUCUUUACUGGGACUCCUGAUCCUGAGAGAUCUGUUUUUAAGCCUUUCAUAUUUGUGCCAAAUAUUUCACAACUACUGGACACCAGUUCACCAACAUUUGAAUUUGAAGACCCAGUUAAAAAGAAGCCACAUUUUAAGACUAAACCUGACAGAAGACACCCACUCUACCAAGAGCAUCAACAGGCAUUAAAAGUAAUAGAUAACAAGGAGGAAAAAGCCAAAACAAUGUUGGAGGACAUGAGAAAACUGGAGAAAGAACUAUUCAAAGAGAUGGAAUCAAUCCUUCAAAACAAGCAUCUUGAUGUGGAUAAAAUUGUUAAUCUUUUUUCUCAGUGUACAAAAGAUGAAAUUCGAAUUUAUAAGUUAAAUAUCAGUUCUUAAUUACCAUCUAAAUGGUCAACAAUCUUCCUCAAAGUCAGAAUCAAUCACCGUGGUAAAUGAUACGAACCUAGUGUGAGCAGAUAUGAUUAUUCUUCAAUAGCAUUCAAGUGAUAGCUUGACUAUUAAAACUGCAUAUAAUUGCUGAAAUAUCAAGAAAGAAAAUAACAUCAAAAUUAGACACAUAUAUUAUGGAAUAGCCAGUUGUUACAUCAGGUACUGCCCUGUGUUAUUUUUUUUGUACUACAAUAACUUUUUACAAAUCACAUAUUCAAUUCUGCAUAAAGCAUGAAACAUUAAAAUAAUGCAUAGAUUUAAGUUUAUUAUAAUUAUGUAUUGUCCUCAAUUACAAAAAAGAAAUUUUUUCUUUAAUAAUGAAAAAUAUUGUCUUAUGGUGAAGUUUUGUGUGCUUCAGGCAAAUAUUAACCAGCUCUAACAAAGUGUUCCAGAUUUACACAUUAAGUCUUAUUAUAGUGUACUAGAGGCCUGGUGCACAAAAUUCAUGCACUUGGGGGGGUGUCCCUCAGCCCGGCCUGCACCCUCUUGCAGUCUGGGACCCCUCAGGGGA
Molecule: messenger RNA, 2805 nt
Organism: Myotis lucifugus (little brown bat)
Lineage: Eukaryota; Metazoa; Chordata; Mammalia; Chiroptera; Vespertilionidae
Gene: SCRN3
Product: secernin 3
Exons: 8
Coding region: 972-2240 (422 amino acids)
Biological process (GO): proteolysis
Molecular function (GO): dipeptidase activity; cysteine-type exopeptidase activity
Source: RefSeq, a predicted model, not a curated record